AGUCAAUUGACCUCCUGGCGAAGUUUUUUGUGUACCUGCAGCUUCUGUAUCUGCCUUGUGCUUUGAGGCAGAUACUCUGUCAUCUUAUUGCGACCUCAUUCUUUAUUGUAUUUUCUAGCGUGUUUUGUCUUUUGCUGCCGACAGCUUCUUUUUUCGUUGAAGACGCUGCUGAACAUAAACCCCGAGCAUUCGGAGCCAACCUAGUCCAUCGCAAAUACGAUCGCUAUACCAACCUCAAGCUUCUGCUCCUUAACCGUUGGAUACAAUAUCCCAUCCAUAGUACCGUGCAAAUCACCGGCCUUCCUUGACCGACGACGUUAUAUUCCCCGCUCCGAGCCUUCAGUGCAUACCAUACACUUUCUUCGAUUUUAAAUUUGGCGUCUAGUCGUCAGCCAGACUUGCGCCAUGUUUUUCCUUAAAGAAGAAACCAAGGUUAUCACAUUACACCCAUCCUACUUUGGACCCAAUGUACGAGAAUACCUCAUCAACAGACUGAACGAGGAGGAAGAGGGACGGUGUACCGGUGAUCACUUCGUGAUCUGUGUGAUGGACAUGGUGGAUAUUGGCGAAGGACGAGUUCUCCCUUCAGGCGGCCAAGCCGAAUACACGAUUAAAUAUCGAGCGAUUAUCUGGAAACCUUUUCGGGGAGAGACUGUCGAUGCCAUUGUUACCUCCGUCAAGCCUACCGGUAUUUUCACACUCGCCGGGCCAUUGUCGGUUUUCAUUGCGCGAAAAAACAUUCCUUCGGAUAUCAAAUGGGAACCAAACACAGUGCCACCCCAAUAUACAGACCAUGCAGACCAGGUUAUCGAGAAAGGUACCAGCUUGCGACUCAAGAUCCUCGGUGUCAAGCCCGACGUUGCCGCAAUCAACGCUAUUGGCACAAUUAAAGAAGAUUAUCUUGGACCAUUGUAAUGAAAUAUUAACGAGCAAAACACAAAAUAUCUAUCAUACAACCCAACCUCACGACACAUUCUUAUAUCAUUGCCAUAAAGUCCACUGGGGAAGGUUUUUUUUUAACGAUACCAACCAUGCUAGAUAUGAAUUGGGUUAAAUUCCCAUAAUAUGUGAGCAUAAAAAAAUAGCUGCAAGGCUCCAUCGAGCGGUCUCACCACUUGCUGGGUACUAUCUUUCCUCGUGCCAUAAUGCUGUCGCAUGCAGCUAGCUUAUCUUUACACAGGUGCUGGAGGUCACACAACACAAUAACUGCUGCACAUUUAAAACUUAAAUAAUCGUCUGCUUGCUUAAAACUCGGCUAUCGAAAAGACAUGUAUUGACUUGAAUCAACUCUAAAAAGAGACAUUUGGCUGAGAAAUGACAAUCUAUGAAGAACUACUCUGGAUAUAUAAAACAAAUACACCGGGCAUGAUUGAGCCUACAGUACUGCACUUCCCCA
Molecule: messenger RNA, 1396 nt
Organism: Aspergillus wentii DTO 134E9
Lineage: Eukaryota; Fungi; Ascomycota; Eurotiomycetes; Eurotiales; Aspergillaceae
Product: DNA-directed RNA polymerase II subunit RPB7
Exons: 4
Coding region: 406-915 (169 amino acids)
Biological process (GO): DNA-templated transcription; transcription initiation at RNA polymerase II promoter; positive regulation of nuclear-transcribed mRNA poly(A) tail shortening
Cellular component (GO): P-body; RNA polymerase II, core complex
Molecular function (GO): single-stranded DNA binding; single-stranded RNA binding; translation initiation factor binding
Source: RefSeq, a predicted model, not a curated record